AGUAAACAUGAAGAAGAGGAAUGUUGCUUGCUGUGAAAAAAGGCAGUUUGAUGGGCAUAAGACUUUUGAGGACUUCCUCUGCAGUCCCCCUCACCCAUCUUCACCAUGUGGGCCUCAAGCACUCGACUGGGCUGCCUCUCUGAUUAGAAGCUCUCGAAUGAUGGAGGGCAAACACACUGUCGUGCCUCUCUACCCUCCCAUAAGUGAGCUUAUCCUCAUCAGGCUGUACGCGCCCAAGAGGUGGGCCCCAGGAUUUACGUACCGGAGCCGCGCCCCUCCCCGGGGAAGGCCCUGUAAUAACCGUGACCAGGCAGAGCAGGAUCUCACAGAGUCUAAACAAAGCGGACACUCUUCAUCUGGCUCCUCGGAAGAACUCCUCCUCAACCAUCAGCCGCCUCGCUCGACAAAGGAGGCUGUUGCUGAGCUCUGCCGGCUGGCAGCGCAGCACCGGCAGCUUCUGGCCAAUCUCCUGUCGCUCUGCGGAGACUGCGCCAGCCGAGUCGGGAUGGGCAACCAGGAGGGGAAACUCCAGGAUUACUUGGAAGGCAACGAAGUGGACCUCGCGGAUCCGGCUCUCGCCAACAGCAACUACCAGCACCUGCUGGCUGUGGCCGUGGAGAGCAAGAAGGCCACGUCCAAGGGGAGGAAGUUCAAGAAGUUUGGGGGCAAGAAGCCAGACGGUGCGGAGGAUGCCACGCAGGGCAAGGCAAAGAGGAAAGGCCGACGCAGAUCUUCCACCGUCGAACCUCUCCCCUCCGUUCCGGAGAGGGAGGACAGCAUCUCCAGGAUCCAGGCGCUUGUCUCCGAUGACCGCGUGACGGCGGGCUCCUACGUCAGGCAAGCCAGCAACUCCAUCCCGUCUUUGGAAGAGGUCCUGCUGGAGGAUGACCUCCACGUUGAGGUGCAGGGCUGGAUGGAGGACAACCCCAACUUUGACCCCCAGCUGGACUUUUGCAACGGCCUCUCGGAACUGGACAGUGAUUUCUGCCUGGGCUUGCAGUCUCCCUCCACCGGCCUGCUGGAAGGCCUGAGCCGGAGGGAGAGCGGGAGCAACCUCCGUCCCUUGAGGAGGUUCGACUCUAAGGGGGAGGAGGAUCAGUCGCCGGACGGCUCGGCGGAGAUGAAGACGGCUCACCAGCUGUACGGCGAGAUACACCAGAGGGACCCGGGCGUCCUGGUGGUGGCCAAGGUGCAGGACGUGGACAGGACGCUGCGGCAUGUCCCCCGCAGGACCUCCAGCGCCGGGGUCCAGCAGCAGACCUACGGGGAAUGGAGGGAAGCCACCAAAGGUCACGGAGGAAGCAUCGGCCACCACUCGGGGCUGAAGCUUUCAGACGGCCUCCGUUUGCCCCUCUCCCACACCACGGACCAAUACUCCCCUGCUCCGUCCCACGCCAAGAAGAGCCCCCUGUCUCCGUCCCUAGCUGGGGUUUUCAACACCUCCUUCCCGGCCUCCAGCAACCUGCAGAGCAUGUCCCCCGUGCUGUCCCCUCUGUCGGCCUCUGCACGGGCCAGCCCGCCGCUCAACCACAGGAUCCUGCUGCUGUCGGACAAGGACGUGAGCCCCGACGGGGAGGGCGGAGACGGACCCACCGUCGCCACGGAGAUGGUGGAUCGACCCGGCAACAAGCAGACUGUCCCUCGUCUGAGUCUGAGCCUCGGCAGACAGCCCAGCAGCAGCAGUAGCAGCGGGAGCAGCAGCUCCAAAUGGAAUUCUCUCAGUCACUGCCCGACCACAACAACAACAACAACAACAACAACAACAGACGAUGCCCUCCUACGUCAAGAUGAUAUCUGGAUGCUGGACGGGGACGACUCCCAGGAGCCUUUGUCCCGGGUGCCCAGACCAGACCGUCUGGACUUCCUGCGAAUCACGCCUCCAGAGGACGACAUCGUCGGAGACACGCCCUAUUACCCCAACCUAGACUGCACGACCGAGGUGACCUCCCCAACAGACAGCGAGGACCGGACCCCUCGCCGUCUCCAGGCCAUCUGGCCGCCCCCCAAGCCCAAGGAUGAGGAGGAGAAAGUGGGACUCAAGUACACCGAGGCAGAGCACCAGGCUGCCCUCUUGCAGCUGAAGAGAGAAUGCAAGGAAGAGAUGGAGAAGUUGCACGCAGACUUUGAGCUCCAGACCUUCCAGCUGCGGGGAGAGCACGCCGUGUCGGUGUCCCGCCUGGAGGGUGUCGCGGCCCGGCUGGAGAGGGACGGCCCGCGGGGCGCCCUCAAGGCCGGCGUGGAGCUGCGCGAGGCCUGCGUCUCCACGGAGGACGAGCUGCCGCCGCCGCCGUCGCCGCCCAAGUCCUUCCGCAACGUCUGCGUGCAGACCGACCGGGAGUGCUUCCUCAAGUCCCCCGACGAGGGCCCCGCCGUGAGCCCCGGCCAGCAGCACAUACCCCGCAGGCUGACCCUGGACGCACUCCCGCUUGGCAUCGGGGCCGGGGCGGCACCUGGACCGCCGCCGCCGCCGCCACCGCCGCCACCCUUGCCAGGCCACCUCGCACCACCCCCCCCUCCUCCGUUGCCGGGACACAUGAGAUUUCCCGGACCACCUCCACCCCCACCCCUCCCCGGCGCUGGACCUCCACCCCCUCCCCCGCCCCCACCUCUCCCAGGCGCUGGACCUCCACCCCCACCUCCGCCCCCACCUCUCCCAGGCGCUGGACCUCCACCCCCACCUCCGCCCCCACCUCUCCCAGGCGCUGGACCUCCACCCCCACCUCCGCCCCCACCUCUCCCAGGCGCUGGACCUCCACCCCCACCACCUCUCCCCGGCGGUGGCCCUCCACCCCCGCCUCCAUUCCCUGGAAUGGGUCCGCCACCUCCUCCCCCACCACCGGGCUCCGGCCAACCACCCCCACCUCCCAUGGGUGGCUACACUCCGAAGGUGGAGAAGGCCCCGCGGAAGCCCAGCGUGGAGCCGGCCUGCCCCAUGAAGCCCCUGUACUGGACCCGGAUACAGAUCCAGGACAACAACAACAACACGCUGUGGGGCUCCCUGGAGGAACCCGACCUCGUAGACACCGGGGAGUUCGAGGAGCUCUUCUCCAAGGCCACCCUGCAGCCCAAGAAGAAGCCCCUGUCUGACGCCUACGAGAAGAAGGCCAAAACCAAGAAGAUCAUCAAAUUACUGGAUGGGAAGAGAUCUCAGGCCGUGGGCAUCCUCAUAUCCAGCCUGCAUCUGGAGAUGAAGGACAUCCAACACGCUGUUCUUACUGUGGACAACUCUGUUGUGGAUUUGGAGACCAUUGAAGCGUUAUAUGAAAAUAGAGCCACCAGUGAUGAGCUGGAGAGAAUAAAGAAGCAUUAUGAGACUUCCAAAGAAGAUGAGGUCAAACUGUUGGACAAACCGGAGCAGUUCCUCUAUGAGCUUUCCCAGAUUCCGGACUUCACGGGCCGGGCCCACUGCAUCAUCUUCCAGUCGUCCUUCCUGGACAGCAUCGCAUCCAUCCGUCGCAAGGUGGAGAUCGUCUCCACUGUGUCAAAGGUGCUCCUGGAGGGCAGCAGUGUGCGGGAGGUGAUUGGCCUGGUGCUGGCCUUCGGGAACUACAUGAACGGCGGGAACCGAACCCGGGGCCAAGCAGACGGCUUCGGACUGGAGAUCCUCCCCAAGCUCAAAGACGUCAAGAGCAGGGACAAUCGCAUCAGUCUGGUGGACUACGUGGUGUCGUACUACCUGCGCAAUUUCGAUGAGUAUGCAGGGACGGACAAGAGUGUGUUCCCUCUGCCCGAGCCACAGGACUUCUUCCAGGCCGCCCAGGUCAAGUUUGAAGAUAUCACGAAGGACGCCAGGAAGCUGAAGAGAGAGCUGACGGUGUGUGAAAAGAAUGUGCAGAAGGUGUGUGCCAACUCCUCAGAGGAACACCUCCAGCCCUUCAAAGAUAAAAUGGAAGGCUUUGUCUCCGUCGCUCAUGAGCAGCAUGCCACCGAAGACAACAGACUUGACACAGCACUGAAGAGUUUCCAAGAAAUGGCGAGCUACUUCGGGCUGAGGCCCAAGUCUGGAGAGAAGGACGUGGCCCCCGGUUUUGUCUUCAUGCUCUGGUAUGAGUUCUGCUGCGACUUCAAGAACACUUGGAAGAGAGAGAGCAAGACCAUCUCCAAGGAGCGACUGAAGGAGGCGCAGGAGAACAUAAAAAAGAUUACGGCAGACAAGAGGGUAGAAACCAAGAAGAUCAACGCCAACAGUCUGAAAGAGAGACUGCGCCAGAAGCAGGCCUCUUCUUGAGGAACGCGGCGAGAGCGAUUUACGGACCAAUCAAAACGCAAGGAGCCCAGGAAUAGCGAACACAACGACCGGUACCGGAGAACCCGAGGUACCAAACGAAAAAAAAAGCCCUGCCGGCUCCAUCGCUCCUGCGCUCACCACAUGCCUGACCCGACGCCAUACCUCAUAGUUCACCGUCCUGCGCGGCACAUUUUUUGUCUCCCCGCGUGAACCUCGCUCCGACAACUCCACCGAAUACCUCUACCUCGUCUUCCCUUCGGGUUCUGCUGCACCCAACGGAUCUACCCAGUAGUGCAGACUGCCCCCCCCCACCUCCUCCCCUCCUCCGUCUAUUUACCACCCUCUCUGACUGGUCUCACCCAGCGAACAUGCACACUGUGGGGGCUGCGUCACCACGGGACAGCAGCUCUGGAGGACAGCGGCCAAUAGCAAGACGGAGGGACCAGAGGGAACGCAGGAGGGUAAGGAGUCCUGUCCCGUCGUCGCCUGCGAGGUCGUGGCGUCGGCCUGCGUUGCUGACACGGUCAAAGUGA
Molecule: messenger RNA, 4761 nt
Organism: Gadus chalcogrammus (walleye pollock)
Lineage: Eukaryota; Metazoa; Chordata; Actinopteri; Gadiformes; Gadidae
Product: formin-1-like
Biological process (GO): actin nucleation
Cellular component (GO): nucleus; actin filament; cytoplasm
Molecular function (GO): microtubule binding
Source: RefSeq, a predicted model, not a curated record